Molecule: messenger RNA, 1037 nt
Organism: Gekko japonicus
Lineage: Eukaryota; Metazoa; Chordata; Lepidosauria; Squamata; Gekkonidae
Gene: EIF3G
Product: eukaryotic translation initiation factor 3 subunit G
Exons: 11
Coding region: 103-954 (283 amino acids)
Cellular component (GO): eukaryotic translation initiation factor 3 complex; cytoplasm
Molecular function (GO): translation initiation factor activity; RNA binding
Source: RefSeq, a predicted model, not a curated record
CCCCGCGGCUACGGAAGUCGCUUGGCCUGCUUAGUGGUCGGAGCCGAGGCCGCGUUCGAGGCCUGCCCUUUCCUGCUCGGGCCGGUGCUGUGACGGGCGACGAUGCCGACCGGGGACUACGACUCCAAGCCCAGCUGGGCGGACCAAGUGGAAGAAGAAGGAGAUGAUGACAAGUGCAUCACCAGUGAACUGCUGAAGGACAUUCCCCUGAGUGGGGUGCUUAGCGGAGGGGCGCCUAGCGGAGGGGCGCCUAGCGGAGGGGCGCCUAGUGGAGGGGCGCCUAGCGGAGGGGUGGUUAGCGGAGGCCGGACCGCUGACCCAGACCUGGUGAAAGGAGAGCCCCUCCCGUCCCCCAAGGAGCUUGUUAACGGCAAUAUCAAAACGGUGACUGAAUACAGGGAAGAGGAGGACGGUAACAAGGUGAAGAUCAUUCGCACGUUUCGGAUUGAGACCCGGAAGGCGUCCAAGGCCGUGGCAAGGCGAAAGAACUGGAAGAAGUUUGGCAAAUCAGAAUUCGAUGCUCCGGGCCCUAACGUGGCCACGACCACCGUGAGCGACGACGUCUUCAUGACUUUCAUUACCAGCAAGGAGGGAUUCCGGAUGCUGAGGGGCGGGGGAGGAGCCGGAGCUCGGGCCCCGCCCCUCGCUAGAGCAGCACCUCUUGUUCCCGCAGAGCCAGAGCCGGUGCAAGCCCAGCAGAGCAAGACGGGGAAAUACGUGCCCCCCAGCCUGAGAGACGGAGCCAGCCGCAGAGGGGAAUCCAUGCAGCCCAACCGGAGAGCCAUCUCCCGCAUCUACUUGGCCAAGGACAAAACCACCGGCCAGUCCAAGGGCUUUGCCUUCAUCAGCUUCCACCGCCGCGAGGAUGCUGCCAGGGCUAUUGCUGGAGUGUCUGGUUUUGGCUACGAUCACCUGAUCCUAAAUGUGGAAUGGGCCAAGCCUUCCACCAACUGAGACCUGCCGCCUUGCAGCGUUUCUCGGCCACGGCCUCCUUCCCCUCUGACGGGAGGCGUCGGUCGGUAAUAAAGGUUCAGUUC